Leopardus geoffroyi (Geoffroy's cat) is the source of this 979-nucleotide messenger RNA. It is a transcript of the gene ACYP2, whose product is annotated as acylphosphatase 2. The record is from RefSeq and is a predicted model, not a curated record. The coding region runs from base 124 to 504 and encodes 126 amino acids. Gene Ontology annotation, molecular function: acylphosphatase activity. Lineage: Eukaryota; Metazoa; Chordata; Mammalia; Carnivora; Felidae. The transcript has 4 exons.
UCCAGCGUCCUUAGCUGCCCCCGAUCCCAGUACCCGCAGUCUCAUUUGCCACCUUCCGACGCGUGACCCCGGCGCGCUCGCGUCCCGGGCUGGUGACAGGCGCGGGGUACGCCGAGAGGUCCCAUGUGCCCCCUCCCUUUCCUGGCCGCCGCAGUCGCCGCGUCCCGAACCCCACUCCGGCUCCUCGGCAGAGGACUCGCCGCCAUGUCUGCCGCCAGGCGACUCAAAUCCGUGGACUACGAGGUGUUCGGGAGAGUGCAGGGUGUUUGCUUCAGAAUGUACACAGAAGAUGAGGCUAGGAAAAUAGGCGUGGUUGGCUGGGUGAAGAAUACCAGCAAAGGGACUGUGACAGGCCAAGUGCAAGGCCCCGAAGAGAAAGUCAACUCCAUGAUGUCCUGGCUGAGCAAGGUUGGAAGUCCUAGUUCUCGCAUUGACCGCACAAACUUUUCUAAUGAAAAAACCAUCUCUCAACUUGACUACUCAAAUUUUAGUAUUCGAUACUAACAGAAGAGAAAUAAAAAUUUUAAUGCUUAUAUUACACAACAAACACCAUAUAUUCUCAAGUCUGUGUACUAGAAUAAUAGUAGCAGAGUAGGGUAAAAAAAAGAACUUUCUCUUCUGAAAGCUACAACAGAAUAUAUGUUACUAAAAAGGUCUGACACUAAAAUAGUUUUACUCGACUAUGUUUUUAAGACGCAAAAACAUAGUAUUGUAAAGGUCAUUACAAAAUAUUUAAUAUGAAUAUUUAAACUUGUCUCGUGGAAUCUUUAAUGAAUAUUAUAGCAAGUGUUAUUUGGCUAGGUAUAAAAUAAAGCUCAACCAUUUAAAAAUUAAGCAUUGUUGUCUGAAUUCUAAAAACCUCCUGAAUAAUAAUUAAAUUUGAGUUAUUUGUUUAACAAGAACCAGUAGUUAGCUAUAAAUGUAUAUGAUGAUCAGUAUAACCACAAAAUAAUAUCAAUAAAGAAUUUUUAAAAUUCUG